Anthostomella pinea is the source of this 297-nucleotide messenger RNA. The record is from the annotation of a GenBank genome assembly. Lineage: Eukaryota; Fungi; Ascomycota; Sordariomycetes; Xylariales; Xylariaceae.
AUGAAGCACCUGAGGCUUGGAGAAUUAUCGAUCACGUUGAGCCGGCCCCGCGGUUACCACAACGUCUACCGGGUUCAAAACAAAUACACCAAUGCCAUUUUGCGAGUCCUCUUGCCUCUGGAGCCGGGUUACAACGCACUUUCUAUCGUCGCAUCUCUCGAGUGGGCUCGCCAGGCCAACUCGCUGCCUGUCCCGCAGGUACUCCGCGGUGACAACUCGGCGAGCAAUACCCUUGAAUUCGAAUGGAUCUUACUUCAAUACAUAGACGGGGCGCCCUUGGACGAGGAUGAAGAUUAG